GUAGCCCCGCGGACAGCUGGGCCAGGGUGCGGGCCUGCGCCUCCCUCGGCUCCUGGCGCGGGCCUCGGGGAGAGGGGUGGAAGAUGUCUAUGGAUGUGACAUUCCUGGGGACGGGUGCAGCAUACCCAUCUCCAACCCGGGGUGCCUCUGCUGUGGUCCUUCGGUGUGAAGGCGAGUGCUGGCUCUUUGACUGUGGGGAGGGAACACAGACACAGCUUAUGAAAAGCCAACUUAAAGCAGGGAGAAUUACCAAGAUCUUCAUCACACACCUUCAUGGAGACCAUUUCUUUGGCCUUCCUGGGCUCCUCUGCACAAUCAGCCUGCAGAGUGGCUCCAUGGUGUCCAAACAGCCUAUUGAAAUCUAUGGCCCUGUAGGGCUUCGGGACUUUAUCUGGCGAACCAUGGAACUCUCUCACACGGAGCUGGUCUUCCAUUAUGUGGUUCAUGAACUGGUUCCUACAGCAGAUCAAUGUCCUGCAGAAGAACUAAAAGAAUUUGCGCAUGUGAAUAGAGCAGACAGUCCUCCCAAAGAGGAACAAGGAAGAACUAUCCUGUUAGACUCAGAAGAAAACUCAUACCUUCUGUUUGAUGAUGAACAAUUUGUUGUAAAAGCAUUUCGCCUCUUUCACAGAAUUCCCUCAUUUGGGUUUUCAGUCGUGGAAAAGAAACGCCCAGGUAAACUCAAUGCACAGAAACUUAAAGACCUUGGUGUUCCACCAGGUCCUGCCUAUGGGAAGCUGAAAAAUGGAAUUUCUGUUGUUCUGGAAAAUGGGGUUACAAUUUCUCCCCAAGAUGUCUUAAAAAAGCCUAUUGUUGGAAGAAAAAUCUGCAUAUUGGGUGACUGCUCUGGGGUUGUGGGUGAUGGAGGAGUAAAACUGUGCUUUGAAGCAGACCUGUUGAUCCACGAAGCAACCCUGGAUGAUGCCCAGAUGGACAAAGCAAAGGAGCAUGGCCACAGCACACCACAGAUGGCAGCAACAUUUGCAAAGUUGUGCCGUGCAAAGAGGCUGGUUCUGACUCACUUCAGUCAGAGGUACAAACCAGUUGCCUUGGCCAGAGAAGGAGAAACAGAUGGCAUUGCAGAACUAAAAAAGCAAGCUGAAUCAGUGUUAGAUCUCCAAGAAGUGACUCUAGCAGAAGAUUUUAUGGUGAUAAGCAUUCCAAUCAAGAAAUGAAACCAGUGUUCCUGAGUGCACACUGACAUGUCUGUGAAUAUGUUACUGAACCUAUAGUCCAGUUUUUUUAUUUCUUGUUUUAGUCUGAAAUUAUUUGGGCCCUAAUAAUCCUAAAAAGAAUGGAGCUGCAUUGAUGAAUUGGCUCAGUAUUUAAAGGGAGCAAACUUUUUGAUAAUAAAUCUUUUUAAGAGAAAAAAAACCCAGCAUCCUUUUUGAAGUCCAGAUUUGUCAAAAUGAUAGACUAUUCAGUUAUACAUCUUAUUUUGUGCUACUACCACAGAUAGCCAAUAUUCCAUGCAGUCCUGGGCUUAGCUUCUGCCCAGCUUUAUUGCUGCUAUUGGCAAAGAGCACAGGACUCAGCCCUCGUGGCUAAAAAUGGUAUUUUGGCAGUUUGUAUUGAAUCUGUUUGUGUUAUUAACAGAAGAGGGAGAAAUGUCAUGAGACGUUGGACAGGCAGGAUUGAUGAUAGCAUGACCAUAGCUUUGCUGGAAUACUGAAUGCAGGGUUUGGCUAGGUGUUUAUUUUAACAUUUUAUUAAACUUUCUAUUUGGGUCUUAACCCAUGGUUCUCAGCUGGGGUGACACUGCUCCUCUAGAAGCAGGUUUGAAAUUAUGGGUAUGUUUUCUUGUCACAGUGACUGAGUACGGUGGUGGUAGUGGUGGUACUACUACUACUGGUAUUUAGUCAGCAGGGAUAAGGGAUGUUAGCUGUCCUGCAAAGUUUUGGUCAGUCAUAUACAAUAAAGAAUCAUCUCACCCCGAAAUGCAAAUUGCAGGCCCAUUGAGAUACACAGCAAGUUAGUUUAUACUCUUGAUGUGAAUAUAGUUUACCAAAAUUAGUGACAUAAUGAGUGGAAUUACUAGGUAAGUCAAAUCCUAAAGAGUGAAUGUGUUAGAAUUGCAGUGUCAUACCAAAUAACAUUCAAAAGAAAUGAGCCAUUAAGUGAAGCUUAUGAACCUGGAGGUAAAAAAUGCUUAUCUGUUAAACUGAGGUUUCAUUGACGUGUCCCUAUUAAUAAACGUUAUUUGCCCCACAA
Homo sapiens (human) is the source of this 2211-nucleotide messenger RNA. RefSeq names its product elaC ribonuclease Z 1 (gene ELAC1). Lineage: Eukaryota; Metazoa; Chordata; Mammalia; Primates; Hominidae. Gene Ontology annotation, cellular component: cytosol; nucleus. Gene Ontology annotation, molecular function: 3'-tRNA processing endoribonuclease activity; RNA endonuclease activity producing 5'-phosphomonoesters, hydrolytic mechanism. The record is from RefSeq and is marked validated. The transcript has 4 exons. Bases 84 to 1175 code for a protein of 363 amino acids.